CAAAAAAAGUUACACGUUGUGUUAAAUACAAAGGUUAAAAAGUAGGACAUUAUUAUUUACACAGCCACAGAACAUUCAAUAUGACUUCGAAAACCUUGAGUAUCUUUAGAAUACAUAUUUGCUAUUCAUUAUGGAAGAACAGGCACACACAGAUAACAAACCAUGCAUUCACAUGGUUAAAGACCUGGCAUACUCUGCCUCAAGUUCUGGCCUGUCAGAGGUUCUACUCGUCUGACAACGGGGCCGGCAACGCCGCGAUGUUGGCCGAUGAACUCCAGUUUCUACAGACUUUCUACACAUCCGAUGUUCACGGGGUAUUAUCCAUUGAGAAGGGUUGUAGGCGGUUCUGUGACUUGUACCGAUCCAUGGACACGUCUAGCAGGCUUUCCCUGCUGUGUCACAUCGGAGAGAGCUACGGAGUGGAUCAGAGAGCCAUCGUGGACGUGGCGCAGAAGGUUAUAGACAGCCAGGCCCGUGGCGAGGUUCUUAUGUUGCGUACAUUAGAGCGACUGAGGCGGGCCCUGACACCUCGCUACCAGCUUCUACUCGGAGACAUCGGACGUCUAGAGGGCGGCGUAAAGUUUCUUGCCGACAUGCGCGCGGAUAUAUUGAAUAUGUUAAGCACGACCUCCAGCGACCUUGACCGGGCGCACCUGGAGGCACUGCAGUCGUGCCUGAGGGAGCUCCUGUCGCUCUGGUUCACCAUGGGUUUCCUACAGCUCGAGAGGGCCACGUGGCACUCGUCAUGUGACAUGCUGCAGAAGAUAUCCGAGUACGAGGUCGUACAUCCGGUUCGCCACUGGGCGGACAUGAAGCGCCGCGUGGGGCCGUACCGCCGCUGCUACGUGUUCACUCACAACAGCAUGCCUCGGGAGCCCAUAGUGGUGCUGCACUGUGCCCUCACCAAGGACAUUGCAUCGUCCAUACACUCAAUUCUUGACAUGCGUGGGUAUUCUGAGAAGACCGAAAUGGAUCUGACUCCGCCUAUGGAAGAAGUAGAAAAGGCAGAACACAUCACCACAGCCAUGUUCUACUCGGUGACCUCCACACAGAAAGGUCUUCAAGGCGUGGACUUAGGGAAUUAUUUGAUCAAGCGGGCUGCCGUGGAGCUCCAGAAGGAGUGGCCUCAGAUAACCCAGUUCUCCAGCAUCUCGCCCAUCCCGGGCUUCCGGGACUGGUUGACGGGUGAGAUCAACAGGCAGUGUGGAGCACUCAAAGAUUGCAGUUUAAAAGAAGAGCAGUAUCUUAUCACUCAAAACGAAAUCAGCUCUUUAUGUACCACCGAUAGUAUCAAGCCAGAAGCCUUAAUGGCACUUGAACGCCUCAAAGAUCACGUGAUUAAUGUCACAUGGACACGUGACCAAGACAUCGUUACGGCGGUGAAACCAAUACUGAUGAGGUUGUGUGCCCGAUACUUGUACAGGGAGAAACGCAGAGGUUAUGCAUUGAAUACAGUGGCAAACUUCCAUUUACAAAACGGGGCGGUUCUAUGGCGUCUAAACUGGGCUGCGGAUAACAGUUCUCGAGGCUUGAGUAGCUCCUGUGGACUUAUGGUUAACUAUAGGUACUUUCUGCAGGACACUGUAACUUAUAGCCAGGAAUACAUCGAGCAUAAACAAAUCAGAGCAUCUCAGCAAAUAAAAGAGUUGUGUUAAGGUUUACAUUGCUGAAAAGCGUGGACAAUAUGUAUUUACUGAAAAUAUAACGAUUAGUUAAUAAUCUGUGUGUUAUAUAUCUCACUCCAACAUUUUAAUCGGUUUGAAAACCAUUUUAGAUAUAUGAAUAAAGUUUUAUUUAUAUGUUUGAAAGUAAAAUUAUGAAAAUGUGUUGAAAUGAUGUCAAGAAUGUUUGUGACCGGCAUUUGUUUUAAUUUUGAUAUACUCGUCAAUGUUCUGAAAGAAAAUUGUCUAAACUGGA
This is a messenger RNA of Dreissena polymorpha, 1917 nucleotides long. RefSeq names its product malonyl-CoA decarboxylase, mitochondrial-like. Gene Ontology annotation, biological process: malonyl-CoA catabolic process; acetyl-CoA biosynthetic process; fatty acid biosynthetic process. Gene Ontology annotation, molecular function: malonyl-CoA decarboxylase activity. Lineage: Eukaryota; Metazoa; Mollusca; Bivalvia; Myida; Dreissenidae. The transcript is spliced from 10 exons. Gene Ontology annotation, cellular component: mitochondrial matrix; peroxisomal matrix. The coding region runs from base 81 to 1655 and encodes 524 amino acids. The record is from RefSeq and is a predicted model, not a curated record.